GACAGUUCGAGUUGCUAUUUUGCUGACGAAGGGUGCAUCAGAAUUUUUGUGAUCGCGUUCGUUCGUUCGCUCGCAGUCAAAACUUACGACGGAACAAAACGCUAUCAUCGCGGCACAAGAAAAGAAUAAAACGCCACGACGGGAACAAAAGAUAAGUGCACUCUCGCUGUAGUGGAGUAUAGGUAGUGUGUAGUUAGCUGCGUGCUGUGAAUUUCGCUCCGGAUUUGCUGUUAAUUGGGUGACAAGUAUCUUGGUCACAGUUGCUUCUCCAGCGCAAGGCGUAUCCCUACUCGUCGCGGGAUAAGCAGUAAUUCUAUCAGGGAACAGUUUUUCCACGCCAUCACAGUUCCGUGCCGAAGAAUUCGCUGGUUCGAACCUUUGGGAGAUUAGAAAGCGGAGGGUGUCGUCAUGGAGAACAACGGAACCAGCGAAGAACAGCAGCAAGAAACGGGCCAGCAGCCGCCUCCGCUGUUCGAUAAUGUGGACAUCACAUCGCCGGACGACGAGAACGAGAACGACAUCUUCGAGUCGGCUAUUCAGGAACCGCUCUCACCCGUGCUGGAGGACGUUCCAACCGACGAGGCUGGCGAUGCAUUCAUUGAAAUCUCAGUUUCUGAUCCGCAAAAAGUUGGCGAUGGUAUGGGAUCCUACCUUGCCUACAAAGUUUCAACCAAAACCAACAUACUGAAGUUCAAGAAGCGCCAAUUCUUCACGAUGCGUCGCUUCAGUGAUUUUCUGGGUUUGCAUGAUUUACUAGUUAGCAAAUAUCUGCGGCUGGGUCGUAUCAUUCCACCGGCUCCGGAAAAGAAUAUCAUCGGCACCACGAAGGUGAAAAUGGGGAGCCAGCCGCAUAGUGAUCCGGGCACCGGAAUCAAUCUGGAAUGGGUUGAAAACCGCCGUGCUUCUUUGGAGCGGUUCUUGAAUCGAGUGGCGCAGCAUCCGUUCCUGUGUCAGGAUACCGACUUCGUAAACUUCCUGGAAAGUGACCAGGAGCUGCCCCGUGCGGUCAAUACAGCAGCGUUGAGUGGAGCCGGCGUUAUGCGCCUGUUCAACAAGGUUGGUGAAACGGUCAAUAAGAUUACCUACAAAAUGGAUGAAACCGAUCCGUGGUUCAACGAUAAAAUCAACGAAGUAGAAAAUAUUGAUGCACACAUGCAAAAGCUGCACUCGGCAAUCAAAGCGCUGGUCACCCAUCGGCGGGAGCUGGCGACCCUGACGGGAGGUGUAGCCAAAUCGGCCGCCCUGUUGAGUACCUGCGAGGAACAUACGGGACUUUCACAAGCCUUGUCUCAGCUGGCUGACGUUGAGGAGAAAGUGGAACUGCUCCGGUCGGAACAAGCCAAUGGCGAUUUGUACAUUCUGUGCGAAACCAUCAAGGACUACAUUGGACUGUUCGGGGCCAUCAAGGACGUCUUUCACGAGCGGGUGAAAGUGUUCCAGAACUGGCAGCACGCGCAGAUGCAGCUGACGAAGAAACGCGAGAACAAGGCCAAGCUGGAACUGCAGGAACGGAGGGACAAGUUGGACUUUGCGCAGAAGGAAGUGGAAGAGUGGGAAGGAAAAGUCCAACGCUGCCAGAAGGAGUUUGACAACAUUUCCAGUGAGAUUAAAAAGGAGAUGGAACGUUUCGAAUUGGCGCGUGCACGUGAUUUCAAAUCCACCAUCAUCAAGUAUCUGGAAGACCAAGCGGCGCAUCAGCAGCAGCAAAUGAAAUACUGGGAAGCGAUUGUGCCGGUGGCCAAGGAGAUUGCCUGAGACGAACUGAACGCAACGAAUUCAAUCUGCACGGACGACGAAAACAAUAGUAGAAAGCUGACAAAUACGCUGCGUCUCUCGAUCAACCUGGCCGACGCCAACGCAAGAAUUUCGUAGAUUUCUCCAUUGUUCUUCUUGUACUGUUCUUGUCGCGCUGAUGGCGAGUGGUAAGCGCGGAUAGGGCAAAAGUAAUCUAUAACUUUAGGAACGAUACUACCUAGCCUUGUAAGAGCACACAGUCAGUGAGAAUGCGACGAAACAUUCAUCCUUCUUUCCCAAACGUUAGGAACCAUUCAUCAUGCAUAUUCUAGAAAGCGCGGUAUAGCAACGUAGUAAACCUUCAAGUUAAUUUCGGAUAGCGGAGCUCGUUCUAAGUCAAAAAUGACCAAUGUUGAAAUGUUUGUUUUUUUUUUCUCUUUAUUGAUAGCAAAAGUUUUCUUUGUUUUUGUACAUAAAUAUACUUGAUUCUCUACUAGAGCUGAGCCCGUGUGUAGUUGCAGAUCAAAUGCAGGACAUAUCAAGCAAACUGCUGAUAUAACCGUUUUGGAGUCUAUAAUGUACAUAGAAUACGCCGAAAGUACGUAUUCCGGAUUGAAGAAGCUUAAGAACGGUGUCUAGUUCGGUCAAUCAAAUAUGCGAUGAUUUUUUUAUUCGCGCAUUCCUUCUCGAAUCAUAAUUAUCUUAUUCAACUAAUAUGUACUAUAUUGUUGUACGACCCAAAUUCGUGUAGAAACACUCAGACGCGAGCUCUUUAGAUAGGCUAUUUAUUGGUUUUCGAUCUAUCUGGAGAACGACGCUGUAUUCAUUAAAACUGUAUGCAUCCAUCAUUAUUGCGAAAACACUGAAAAGAACUUUUAAGCAUAACCGAUUUUUAUAUCUCUUCUUGAAGCAUUGCAAAUAAACAAGUUCAGGCCGUAUUCAGCGAGAAUGAACCGAGCGUAGUUCAUGUGUAGAAUAAUUGACAUAGAACAAGGUGAUAUAUCUGUAAACAUUAAUAACACAAUUGAAUGCUAUUUCUGUUCAUUUCUAAAUUCAGUUUUCCUAAGUAAUAGAUAUGGGAAAACAGGCUACAGAGAGGAAGGGGUGGAAUUGCAGAUUCUCUUCAACAUUCAUUCUAAUUCAUGGCGAUAAUUCACCAUUGCAUAUUUCUGAUGGAAUUCGUGCAAAAUUUGUACUUUUGAGUACCUAGUAGGCCGCACUACUUGAGAAACGCAAACAAAAUUUCUGAAUGAUUUCUAUGGAGCAGCCGAUAGCUCAACUUUAGGAGAAAUCUGCGCCGAUUUGAAAUAUGUUUGAUCUUUUAACAAUAUUGUGGAAAACUUACUGGACAAAACCUUGUGGCUUCAGUGAAAUUCCUGGAAAGCUGGAGUUUCCUGCAAUAGGAGACAAUCAGUGAAGUACUAGAUUUGUAGUAAUGAGCUAAAUAUUUGUGUGAUGAGAAGGUCAUUUCUCCGUUUCUGCCAAGAAAUGAUGCAAAAAGUGUGGGUAAUAUGAUGUUGUUUGAGCAAAACUUUGAGUAACUGUAUUGUUGUUUUCUCAAUUUCUUGCAACUUACAUAGACAACAUAGAUAUCCAAAGUUUUGUUCAAACAUUAUCAAAUUAGACAAGAAGUCAAAAUACCCACGCUUUUUGCAUUAUUUCUUUGCAGAUACGGAGAACUUACCUUGUCACCAUACAAAAAUUACUACACUUAUUGCGUCCUAUUAAGAGAAAAAUUAAUGAUAGAACUUAUAAAAAACUACCUAUAAAAAUGUAUUAUGUUCAGUUGUGUUAUGCACAUUUUGCAACUCAAAUGAGUCAUUUAAAUUGUAAGGUCUUCAAGCAAAUCUUAUUCGAAAACAAACGAAUACGACACCCGAUUCAUACACAAAACAACAAAAAAUAAGAAACAAACCACAAUAUGCUGUAUUCCUUUGUUAAAAAAAAAGCAUAAAUAAUAUGUAAUAGUCGGUGCAGUACGUUCAUUGGUAAUGUUUCUCAAACAUUUAACAAAACUCAGAGUUGACGCAAACUCUGUGGUAUUAUGAGGGCUUUUUUUAACACAGGACACCAAUCCGAAAACGGAAUUUAGAGCUGAACAGAAAAGAAGUUGACAUUUUUUUAAUGCCGAUUCACACUUUUUUAUGCUUGCAUUUAUGAUCUCGAUCCGCAUUAGGCCCAUACUUAUUUUUCCCGUCAACACCCGUAAUGUAGAAAACAUGCAAUUCAUUGCGUCCAAGCUGAACAAUCAUCCUUAGCGAGAACUGAACUACAAAUGCGUGACUAAAAUUUAUCAAAACAUUCCGUAGAUCUUCGGUUACUGUGUAUUCUGCGAACUUUACAUUUGUAGUUUUCAAAUAAGAUAUGACAGUUUUUUACAGAUGAAAAUUUAUAUCUUUUUUGUGUAAAUUUUUCUGCGUUGCAUCCCAUACCCCAGUGCUUACGACUGUUGAUUGACUUUAACAACUAUUACAUUGUUUCUGUAACUGCUAUGUAAACUAGCGUGAUAAAGUAAUUGAUUGUCUAUAUAUUUCAUACGCCGGAAACAAAUGUAUAACAAAGAAUAAAUUAUUGUUAACUAUUUCUCUUUGAAAAAGUAUAUCUGAGAGCUAUUGAUGAAAUAAACACUAAGUGAUUGAAAUCCCCCCAAA
Aedes albopictus (Asian tiger mosquito) is the source of this 4385-nucleotide messenger RNA. It is a transcript of the gene Snx1, whose product is annotated as sorting nexin-2. Gene Ontology annotation, cellular component: endosome membrane; endosome. The record is from RefSeq and is a predicted model, not a curated record. Gene Ontology annotation, biological process: early endosome to Golgi transport. Bases 409 to 1755 code for a protein of 448 amino acids. Gene Ontology annotation, molecular function: phosphatidylinositol binding. The transcript has 5 exons. NCBI's taxonomy places the organism in Eukaryota, Metazoa, Arthropoda, Insecta, Diptera, Culicidae.